Messenger RNA from Rhineura floridana, 1557 nucleotides. RefSeq names its product RCAN family member 3 (gene RCAN3). Gene Ontology annotation, cellular component: nucleus; cytoplasm. The transcript has 5 exons. Bases 381 to 1130 code for a protein of 249 amino acids. Lineage: Eukaryota; Metazoa; Chordata; Lepidosauria; Squamata; Rhineuridae. Gene Ontology annotation, biological process: calcium-mediated signaling. The record is from RefSeq and is a predicted model, not a curated record. Gene Ontology annotation, molecular function: nucleic acid binding; calcium-dependent protein serine/threonine phosphatase regulator activity.
UGGUAGUGGGCUCUGUGUAAGGGGGGGAGGAAGAGGAAGAGGAGGGUAAGAGAGGCGAGCACGCGCCUGUUCCCGAGAAAACGGGAAAGUGCGGCUUCAGAGUCCACGCACGAGCACGCCCCCCCCUCUCUGUCAAAGGAAGGAAGAGUAGCAGCGGCGUCGAAGGGGGCGGGGCUCCCUCGGCUCUUUUUGAGGCGCUGCCGCUCCGCAGACUGGUCGCACCUGGCUGGGCUGCUCGCUCGUCUUUUUUUUGGGGGGGGGAGAAAAACCUGAGAGGGGGACGACGACGACGACGGUUCUUAUCCCGACGUAAAGGGGAGACGAAAGACUCCUGCCACAAGUUUGGAAUACAAAGAAAAGGAAGUUACUCUGACUAGACAAUGAUUAGAGAUACAAUGAAGACUUGGAGUGACAGUCAGUCAGACCUUUAUAGCAGUGACCUAGAAGAGGAAGAAGAAAUGAUUUUUGGAGAAAAUGAAGAAGAAUUGGAAGAGAUGAUGGAUUUAAGUGACCUGCCUACCUCACUCUUUGCUUGUAGUGUUCAUGAAGCAGUGUUUGAAAUUCAAGAGCAAAAGGAAAGGUUUGAAGCACUCUUCUCAAUCUAUGAUGAUCACGUUACAUUCCAGCUGUUUAAAAGCUUUAGAAGAGUAAGGAUAAACUUUAGCAAUCCAGAAGCAGCAGCAAGAGCACGAAUAGAACUUCACGAGACAGACUUCAGUGGGAAAAAGCUGAAGUUGUAUUUUGCCCAGGUUCAGGUGCCCAGUGAAGUGGGAGACAAAUCUUACCUCUCGCCCCCACAACCUGUCAAACAGUUCCUGAUAUCCCCACCUGCAUCCCCACCAGUAGGAUGGAAGCCGAGUGAAGAUGCCACUCCCAUGAUAAACUAUGACUUGCUCUGUGCUGUUUCAAAAUUGGGCCCUGGUGAGAAAUAUGAGCUUCACGCAGGAACGGAGUCCACUCCCAGCGUUGUCGUCCAUGUGUGCGAAAGUGAAACAGAAGAGGAAGAUGAAAUAAAAAAUCCCAAGCAGAAGAUAGUGCAGACAAGGCGCCCGGAUCCACCUCCCACAUUGAUAAAUGAAACAAAAACUCUUGAAUGUACACUAGAGGUAGGGGGUGGGAUGCACUACUGAUUUUUGAGGCUAUCUAAUAACAUCAAUGGAUGGUAAAUGUUUGCAUUGCUGUGUUAUGCAUAGCGGCAAAAGACUCCUCUUGUAGUCGUCUCGCAUCAGAAAGACUUUAGAUGCCAACAUUUUGAAGAGCACUUUAAUUUUAAGGUUAACUCCCAAGAUGUAGCAAAUCCACUGGGUUUCAAGUCCUAGAAUACUAUGAGGGUGCCAUUUUUGGAAUGUGUAUUACCAUUAUCUUGGUGUUCAAAGGCUGAAAGGAACUUGGCUGCUGCCAUCUCUAUAUGGGUUUCCACAAGGUUUUGUAUGUGAGUCUCUCAUGUAUAUUUUUGUGUGCUGAUGUAUAACAUGAUCUGAUUAACAUGAUGUCCUAAGUAAUAUAUUGAUGAAAUAUAAAUGUAAUGUACAAUGUACAUUGUUAUCAGUAGAAAAA